UCUUGGCUUUGUCGGGGGUCCCACUUCCUUCAAACACGUCUCUAUUCUGCUGCCACUGAGGUAAUCUGCUCCGUGAGUGACAAUGGCUUCAAAACAACUUCUGUUUACUUGACACUUUUAUCACAACUGAGUGAGAGUGUGGGUUCAAACACCUGCCACCUCUAAGGAGGAGUCUGUUCAGGCAACACCUGACCCCCGUGCUCAUAGUAUAAUCCAGCUGCCACAGUGUAGGAUUCAUCUCCAGGCUGCAGCAGACGUAGGAUUUCUUUAAUUCCCUCCAUGCUGAUGGUUGGUUCCAUCUGAGCGAUGGGCUGUGGGAACAGUAAGGUGCCACUUGAGGCGUCCAAGAAGGGCUACGUCGGUGUGGUGCAGUCGCUCAUGGCCUUCAGCAAAGCGCACAAUGACAGACCCUGCGAUGAGCCAAAGAAAUGUUUGGAGAAACAAAGAGGUGCAUGGUUCUCCACCGGUGUCAAGAGUCAUCAGCAGACGUCCAACAGCCAGCAGCUGAUACUCAGAGAGGGACGACAACGGGACAAAGCUGCCAAGUAUAAAGACAAGUUUGAUCCACGUGUCACAGCAAGAUACGACAUCAAAGCUCUGAUCGGUCGUGGAAGCUUCAGCCGCGUCGUGCGAGUGGAGCACAGGGCGACUCGCCAGCCGUUCGCCAUUAAAAUGAUGGAGCUGGAGGCCCCAGAGGGUCGUGAGGUGUGUGCCUCGGAGCUGGCGGUGCUGCAGCGGGUGAGCCACACUAAUAUGAUUCAGCUGAUCGAGGUGUUUCAGUUUCCGCAGCGGGUUUACAUGGUGCUGGAGCUGGCGACAGGCGGGGAGCUGCUAGACCGCGUCGUCAGCAGGGGCCACUUCACCGAGCGGGACGCCACCCAGGCCUUGCAGAUGGUGCUGGCUGGGGUGCGAUACCUGCACAAUCUGGGCGUCACCCACAGAGAUCUGAAGCCUGAGAAUCUUGUGUACUACCACCCCGGAGCUGACUCCCGGCUGCUCAUCACUGACUUCGGACUGGCUACUUUUGGCGGCACAGGGCCGGAGCUUAUUGACAACAACACAACCGACGAGGGAGAUCGGACCGGCACGGAGCGCUCAUGGUCCCUGAGGACCACUUGUGGAACACCAGAGUACUUGGCCCCUGAGGUGUUGUUGAGGAGACCCUAUUCCUGUGCAGUGGACAUGUGGGCCCUGGGGGUGAUCACCUACAUCGUGCUGAGUGGAUCUAUGCCGUUUGAGGACGACAGUCGCACACGACUCUAUAGAUCCAUACUGAGAGGAAAAUACAGCUUCCACGGAGAUCCUUGGCCCUCAGUGUCCAACCUGGCAAAGGACUUCAUCCAGCGCCUGCUGGCGUUGGACUCGGCCACCCGCCUGACCGCUGACCAAGCCAUCUGUCACUCUUGGGUGGUCACCAUGGCAGCCAGCUCCUCCACGAGGAACCUCCAUCGAUCCAUUUCCCAGAACCUCCGGCAACGAGCUUCACGUAGCUCCUCCCGGUGCCCGAGCAGCACCACAAGCUCCUGUGAUGUCGGCUGCCCGGGAAAGUAAACAGGAGCAGCGUCAGGGCCGAGCAUCUGCACUGAUUCAGCCUCAGAGAGCCGUACAACAUCUGGCCAGGGAGCAUCAGCGCCAUCCGACGAAAGCAUCAGAUUCAUGGGAAGGUUGACGAAGGGAUGGGACCAGCUGCCCCAGCUCGGUGUGUUCGGCCAUCACUAACCUCAGAGCUCCAGACAGGGAGCCAAAGUGCCUGGGACAGGUGUUAAGACAAAAAAAGUGUCUCUCUCUUCUGUGGACUUCAACCAGGCUUCUCUAAUAACCCGGGUUCCCCUAUAGGCUCAGCUCCAUCUUCCAUUGUGGUGGAGUUAAGCUGAUGGUGAUUAUCCUUCAGUUGUGAGAGCCAGGCUUGUUCUGAGACAUCGCUGUCCACCUCCACAAGGUCUCUAGCCCCUGGUUAUUCACACAGCUCAGACUAAUGGGCCCAGGGUCUCAUCUGGGCCAUUAUGAGUGACCACAAUAUACUCUCCUGUGAAGAUGUCCAUUCCAGAAGAUGAGAAAUUCAUCAUUUGAGGAAUGGGAGCUAACAUUAGCAAAGGAUUGUGGAAGAAAGAAGAGAAAAGAAACCCUGUGUCUUCCUCUCUGAUCUUUUUCCAUUUGUGAUAAUAGAAUUUGAAUCCCCACCACCAAACAGCAGGAAGACACAAAUGACACAAAAAGCAAAUACGCCCUAUAGUGUUAACUUCUGUUGCCAGUCCUCCUACAUCACAGCUACCCUGAAAGAACAAUCCAGAUAUUUGGUAACAGGCGUCUAUCGGCUCUCCCCCAAAACCUUAUGUGAGCUGUAAACAACAGCAUCCUCCAAAUAAACCUUUUCUUUCCAGUGACAACUUUUAAAUUAAAAUGGUAAUAAAAGUAUGCAGCACAAAGGGGACCUGAUAGUUCAUUAAAAUGUAAGUGAGAUGCAUUACCAGCGAGGUUUAAUCUUGUUUAGUAAUAUCACAUAUAAUAAUAAUAUAGUGGAUUGUUCCCAUUUUAGUUUGAAUCCUUCAUGAUUAAUGUGUUUGGUUAGGUCGUGUGUGUUGGAGCUGGAGCUGCACAGAUGGACUAAAAAUAAAAAAGACCUUUUGGAACCUGGAACUCAAACAUGCCAAAUUUACUUCUGCUUUUCAUAUGAAUAAUUUAAUUUAAUGUUCUGUGCAAUCAAGAAUCUAAAACAAUGUCUCCUUGAGAUAAAACACAGUCUUGUCCAUUUUUUGUUGCCUCGUGCUUCUCUAACAUCCAUUAUAGGCCAUUGUUGUUGUAGGGCAGCUACUGUCAAUGAUAUUAGUAGUAGAAGUACACAAAGUAUAUCAGUAUAACAUGACUGACCUUGAAGAAAACUACUUUCUCUCUACAUCUGCAUCAUCUGUUUUGGUUUGGUUCCUACCUCACGGAUCCGACAAUUCUUUAUUCAGUGCUUCACUAAAUUUGGAUUAUGUCGUUGGGAGGAGGCUGAUGCAUUGUUCCUUCAGCAGGGAGCAUCGUAGAGUUGUUAACGUCUCUCAAUUGCUGCCCAUAGCAGUGACGUGGGAUCAAUGUCACUUUGCGAAUAAGUGCGGGUGUGUUUUGGAAGCGAGCAGAACAGAGAAAGUAGGAUGUUAGUGGGCAAUGAGGUAAUCUCCUUAACUUGCUGCAGCAAACAGUGCCUGCUCCUCCUCCUUUAUGCUUUGGUGAGUGUGGUGUGUUUUCUUUAAGAUGAGCUGCAGUAACUCCUCCACACAGAAUAAUAUGACCUCAUGUGCCCGCUGGAAAACUUUCUAUUUGUUUCCUGAAUUGUUUGCACUGUGUGCGACGCAACCGACUCCAUAUCUGGUGUCAUCAAAUGGUGUUUGACUGCACGGUCGAGGCAGAGGCGAUUUGUUAUGCAUUUUUAUUUUAAAAUCUGUCUGCAAACAAAAAAUUCCACUCAAGGGCUGAUAAAGAAAUGUGAAUUGAAUUAAACCAA
Messenger RNA from Paralichthys olivaceus (Japanese flounder), 3484 nucleotides. The record is from RefSeq and is a predicted model, not a curated record. NCBI's taxonomy places the organism in Eukaryota, Metazoa, Chordata, Actinopteri, Pleuronectiformes, Paralichthyidae.